Orbicella faveolata is the source of this 555-nucleotide messenger RNA. RefSeq lists its product as uncharacterized. Gene Ontology annotation, biological process: regulation of cytosolic calcium ion concentration; calcium ion transmembrane transport. Gene Ontology annotation, cellular component: cation channel complex; plasma membrane. Lineage: Eukaryota; Metazoa; Cnidaria; Anthozoa; Scleractinia; Merulinidae. The record is from RefSeq and is a predicted model, not a curated record. Gene Ontology annotation, molecular function: inositol 1,4,5 trisphosphate binding; store-operated calcium channel activity.
UGGAUAAACCGUCUCAGACUGAUAAAUCGUCUCCUAAUUCAAAUUCGGCGUCGGAUAAUUCGUCUCUAGUAUAAACUCGGCCAAUGAUUUAUCUCGAAUUGUCUUUUUCUUAGUACUGAUUUAGGCGAAGAAAUGGAGCUUCAGCCUAUAACACCAACAACCCUUGCCAGGAGUCGUGAGGACGAGGAAUGUCGCCAACUUGAUCGGCCAGUCGACGACGAGCCGAGAGAGAUUAAGCUGUCUGUAGCCCGACCACGUGAUAUGCCACGAGAGGUAAUGCAACGUGUUCGCCCGCCGAGCAUUUCGGGUAAUUCAGACCAUCCGCCGAUUAUCUCUCCAGAAGAAGUCUCUCUGGAUCCUUGUACGGUUGGCAAAGAGACCCCUUUGGAAGAGGGGAGCUUUCCUCUCGCGUUUGAUCCGGAGGAUGAACAUCCAGGAAUUGAUACGGCAAACGAAGAAUCUAAAGCUGUAGGUGAGAGAAGAGGAAGUAUGAACGUAGCUCAUUGUUUAGUAUUCUUAUUGUCGAGUGGUGAUAUUUGUGUGUUAUUAGUAUGA